CGGCCCCCUCCCGCGGCCGGUGACAUCACCGUAUUCCGGUCCCCGGCUCCUCCCGCCGCCGCGCCUGCAGCUGCAGUGACAGGAGAGCCCGGCCCGGUGGCGGAGAGGAAGUGCGGGGCCGCAGCGCCGAGCCCGUCACCGCCGAGGCCGGCUCCCCGCGGCGGCUCGGGUGACAGCGUCGCGGCCGCCGCGCACAGCGCGGAGCGCGCGCGGGGCAGAGCCGAGCGCCAGGCAGAGGCUUCAGCAGGGACGCGGGGAAAAUGGCUGAUGACUUUGGCUUCUUCUCGUCGUCGGAGAGCGGGGCCCCGGAGGCGCUUGAGGAGGACCCGGCGGCUGCCUUUCUGGCCCAGCAGGAGAGCGAGAUCGCGGGCAUAGAGAAUGACGAAGGCUUCGGGGCACCUGCCCGCAGCCAGCUGGCCUCCGCGCAGCCGGGACCCGCGAGUGGGGCCGGUUCUGAGGACAUGGGGACCACAGUCAAUGGAGAUGUGUUUCAGGAGGCUAACGGUCCUGCCGACGGCUAUGCCGCGAUUGCCCAGGCUGACAGGCUGACUCAGGAGCCCGAGAGCAUCCGCAAGUGGAGAGAGGAGCAGAGGAAACGGCUGCAAGAGCUGGAUGCUGCCUCUAAGGUGACAGAACAGGAGUGGCGAGAGAAGGCCAAGAAGGACCUAGAGGAGUGGAACCAGCGCCAGAGUGAGCAAGUUGAGAAGAACAAGAUCAACAACCGGGCAUCCGAGGAGGCUUUUGUGAAGGAAUCCAAGGAGGAGACCCCAGGCACAGAGUGGGAAAAGGUGGCUCAGCUAUGUGACUUCAACCCCAAGAGCAGCAAGCAGUGCAAAGACGUGUCCCGCCUGCGGUCGGUGCUCAUGUCCCUGAAGCAGACGCCGCUGUCCCGUUAGUUGCCUGUCAUAAGCAUGGCCACAAAGCAUGGGACAGGCCUGGGCAGAGGAGGGGCAGCUGCUUUGGCUGGGGUGGAAACUGUCUCCAGCAGCUGCUGCACACAGCCCAUUCUGUUCCCCUCCAUCUCCCGGGGCUGGAAAGGGGGACCCUCACCCCUCUAGCCCCUUACUCCCACCUGGCCCUGUGGUCCAGCCCCUCAUGCUUCCUCUCAGUCCACUCAAUUGUGACUGUCCCUCCUGAUGUAUUUUUUUUCUUGGCUUAAAGGAUGUGUUGUUAACUCUU
Messenger RNA from Lemur catta (Ring-tailed lemur), 1179 nucleotides. It is a transcript of the gene CLTB, whose product is annotated as clathrin light chain B. The record is from RefSeq and is a predicted model, not a curated record. Gene Ontology annotation, cellular component: clathrin coat of trans-Golgi network vesicle; clathrin coat of coated pit; postsynaptic endocytic zone cytoplasmic component. Gene Ontology annotation, molecular function: clathrin heavy chain binding; structural molecule activity. Gene Ontology annotation, biological process: intracellular protein transport; clathrin coat assembly; clathrin-dependent endocytosis. The transcript is spliced from 5 exons. Bases 261 to 896 code for a protein of 211 amino acids. NCBI's taxonomy places the organism in Eukaryota, Metazoa, Chordata, Mammalia, Primates, Lemuridae.